Molecule: messenger RNA, 2393 nt
Organism: Cotesia glomerata
Lineage: Eukaryota; Metazoa; Arthropoda; Insecta; Hymenoptera; Braconidae
Product: neither inactivation nor afterpotential protein C-like
Exons: 11
Coding region: 92-2326 (744 amino acids)
Cellular component (GO): myosin complex
Molecular function (GO): protein binding; ATP binding; cytoskeletal motor activity
Source: RefSeq, a predicted model, not a curated record
UUGUAUGUUGAUAUAGCAAGACAAUGAAGAAGAACAUAUACCGACAACAUCUUUCAAUUUUUACGAUAAUGAAGAAGUAAUUGAGCAAUUAAUGAACAAAAAAUACGGAAUUUUCCAAAUAAUUGAUCAAGCCUCUCGUCAGUCUGAAGAUGUCCAAUUUAUUGUAAAAAAAAUCGAAUGUUACAAAGGGAAUUCACAUGUAAAGAUCUUAAAUUCUCAUGAAUUCUCAGUAGCCCAUUAUACAGGAAAAGUCAACUAUGAUAUAGCAGAUAUUGUUGAGAGAAAUAGAGACUUCGUUUCUCCUGAGAUGAUAAAUACAAUGAGACUUUCAACGCUUCAUUUGAUAAAACAAAUGUUUUUCGGCAAGUUAUCUCGAACUGGUAAUCUUAUAUCAGAAUCAAAUCUAGUUGACCAGCCAAAAGAAAAUGAAAUCCACAAAAAUUUGAUGCCGUUAAAAUUGAACAAAAAUCGUGUCAUUCCUAAAGAUCAGUAUUCACAAACGAAAAAAAUGCGUUCAUGUACUUCAACAUUUCGGAAUGUUUGCUUGGAAAUCCUAAACAACUUAUCAGUUAACCAAAAAAAUAUUGGCAUACAUUUUAUACGCUGUAUUCGAGCUGAUUUGAAAAAAGAACCUUGGGGUUUCAAUCAGUAUAUAGUGAAACAACAAGUUAAAGCACUUGGAGUUAUAGAAACGGCGUGCACUAGACAAGAAGGCUAUGCUUAUCGGAUUCCAUUCCGAGAAUUUCUUAGAAGAUACCAGUUUCUUGCUUUCGACUUUGGAGAAAAAGUAGAUAUUUCUAAGGAAAACUGUCGCUUACUUCUUAUUAGAUUGAAAAUGGAAGGAUGGAUGAUUAGUCGAUCGAAAGUAUUUUUAAAAUAUUACAACGAAGAGUAUCUAUCAAGAUUGUAUGAAACCCAAGUUCGAAAAAUAAUUAAAAUUCAAAGUAUGCUGAGAGCUUUUCUAGCUUGCAAAAAACUCAACAAAGCAGCGCAGAAAAAAAAAAUAAAUGGAAAAAAAAAGGUAUUGGAUAAGAAAAAAGAAACAGACAUGUCAGAAGAUGAUGCAGCUUUGUUAAUUCAAAAAACUUAUAGAGGACAUGUUUUGAGAAAGGAACUACACACUCAGAAAAGAACAAUGGAAUAUAAUACAUUCAUUCUUAUACAAUUUUACUGCAUUAAGUGGAAACUUAAAAGUGUUUAUCAAAUUCUUUUGCAGUAUCGAGCAAUACGUUUCCAUCAACUUGUUCAAAUGUCACAGCAAGUUCACUUAUUCAACCGAUCCUGGGCUCAUCGAAUAAGUACGGAAAAUCCACAAAUUGACAUGAAUAACAUUGAGCUCAAUGUUGAAAAAGAUCGAUAUCUAGGACGAAAGCCUCGCUCAGUCUACAAAUUACCGUUCAAUUUCUACCAGGAUUUUCUAAAUUUCGAUGCGGCACAUCUAACUGAACAAUCGGAAAAACUAAGAAAAAAUGGCUCGGAUUCUUCUGCAUCUGACGAAGAUAACGAAACAUGGGAUUCUUCUAUAAAAAGAGAGAUUUUUAAUAGGCCUUCCACUAAGAAGAUAAAAAAAAAUAUUGGAGUGCAGACUACAAAUUCUCCUCACCGAAAGCAACAUACAAUUAUGAAAACCAAUCACAGUAUUAUCAACUCACUGUUUAUAAGGGACCCUCGUACGUCAUCGAAUCCAUUGCAAGAGAAGGACCUUCAUAAUAAUAGAUUCACAAAAUGUGUAUUGGGGAAUCAGCAUCCAAUGAUUACGCAUGGAGAGUGGAACGGAAAUGCAGCGGCUUCUGAAAAAUCACAAAAUUUAAUACUUGGAAAUGAAGCGAAUAACAAUUUUGCCGACAUCACCAGAUUUAAUGCUGUCCACGAACUUCAGUCAAUUGGCAAGAAAAAGGAUCAUACUGAAUUGGACGAAGAACAGCCGUACAAUUUUCAGGCACUUCUACGAAAAACUCCCUAUCAGCGACCAUCGAUGAAACGGAAUCAAAUUUACGAAAGUGAUGUUCAAUCGUUUUCACGACCAAGAAAUCAAUCGAAUAAAUCUCAUAUAACCACAAAUAAAACGGCAAUCAUUAAGACAAAUGAACUGGAAAAUAUCAAUAGUUGCCCAACCGAAAAUUUCAACGUACUUACCGAAGAUAACUUGACCAACAAAACAUUUUUAAUCGAUAACUUUAAUACGAAUAAUUACGAAAAAUGUGAUCUCACAAUCGAGAAAAAUAUUAAUGACCGUCAGCAAUAUAAGUCUAUCGAUACUGAUGAUGUAUCAUCAUUCAAACUUGCUCCAGGUGUGAUUGUUGAAGGUUAUUGUGCUGAUUUUUAAGUUUUUCACGUGAUCCAAGCUAUAUAUUAUUUAGAAAUGUAGGUGUCGCAUCAAUAAAGAAAAAAUA